Molecule: messenger RNA, 2894 nt
Organism: Lemur catta (Ring-tailed lemur)
Lineage: Eukaryota; Metazoa; Chordata; Mammalia; Primates; Lemuridae
Gene: ONECUT1
Product: one cut homeobox 1
Exons: 3
Coding region: 174-1595 (473 amino acids)
Biological process (GO): regulation of transcription by RNA polymerase II
Cellular component (GO): nucleus
Molecular function (GO): DNA-binding transcription factor activity, RNA polymerase II-specific; RNA polymerase II cis-regulatory region sequence-specific DNA binding
Source: RefSeq, a predicted model, not a curated record
CACAGAAAGAGAGACAGAGACAGAGAGACAGAGCCCCACAGUGAGAGGGAGGAAGGAAGGAAGGAAGGCAACAGUCGCCGGCAGCCAAUGUGAAGACAGGACUCCGUGCGCCCCUCGCCGCCUCUGCCCGGCCACAUCGAUGUUGUGUCCGCAGCCCGCUCGCCCGGAUCACGAUGAACGCGCAGCUGACCAUGGAGGCGAUCGGCGAGCUGCACGGGGUGAGCCAUGAGCCGGUGCCUGCCCCUGCCGACCUGCUGGGCGGCAGCCCCCACGCGCGCAGUUCCGUGGCGCACCGCGGCAGCCACCUGCCCCCGGCGCACCCGCGCUCCAUGGGCAUGGCGUCCCUGCUGGACGGCGGCAGCGGCGGCGGCGAUUACCACCACCACCACCGAGCCCCCGAGCACAGCCUGGCCGGCCCCCUGCACCCCACUAUGACCAUGGCCUGCGAGACUCCCCCAGGUAUGAGCAUGCCCACCACCUACACCACCUUAACCCCUCUGCAGCCGCUGCCGCCCAUCUCCACAGUCUCGGACAAGUUUCCCCACCAUCACCACCACCACCAUCACCACCACCACCCGCACCACCACCAGCGCCUGGCAGGCAACGUGAGCGGUAGCUUCACGCUCAUGCGGGAUGAGCGCGGGCUGGCCUCCAUGAAUAACCUCUAUACCCCCUACCACAAGGACGUAGCCGGCAUGGGCCAGAGCCUCUCGCCCCUCUCCAGCUCCGGUCUGGGCAGCAUCCACAACUCCCAGCAAGGGCUCCCCCACUAUGCCCACCCGGGUGCCGCCAUGCCCACCGACAAGAUGCUCACCCCCAACGGCUUUGAAGCCCACCACCCGGCCAUGCUCAGCCGCCACGGGGAACAGCACCUCACGCCCACUUCGGCCGGCAUGGUGCCCAUUAACGGCCUUCCUCCACACCACCCCCAUGCCCACCUGAACGCUCAGGGCCACGGGCAGCUCCUGAGCACAGCCCGGGAGCCCAACCCUUCGGUGACCGGCGCGCAGGUCAGCAAUGGAAGUAAUUCAGGGCAGAUGGAAGAGAUCAAUACCAAAGAGGUGGCGCAGCGUAUCACCACCGAGCUCAAACGCUACAGCAUCCCACAGGCCAUCUUCGCGCAGAGGGUGCUCUGCCGCUCCCAGGGGACCCUCUCGGACCUGCUGCGCAACCCCAAACCCUGGAGCAAACUCAAAUCUGGCCGGGAAACCUUCCGGAGGAUGUGGAAGUGGCUGCAGGAGCCGGAGUUCCAGCGCAUGUCAGCGCUCCGCUUAGCAGACUUUUUUCCUGAACCGUUUGAAGCAUGCAAAAGGAAAGAGCAAGAACAUGGGAAGGAUAGAGGCAACACACCCAAAAAGCCCAGGUUGGUCUUCACAGAUGUCCAGCGUCGAACUCUACAUGCAAUAUUCAAGGAAAAUAAGCGCCCGUCCAAAGAAUUGCAAAUUACCAUUUCCCAGCAGCUGGGGUUGGAGCUGAGCACCGUCAGCAACUUCUUCAUGAACGCAAGGAGGAGGAGUCUGGACAAGUGGCAGGACGAGGGCAGCUCCAAUUCAGGCAACUCAUCUUCUUCAUCAAGCACUUGUACCAAAGCAUGAAGGAAGAACCACGAACUAAAACCUCGGUGGAAAAGCUUUAAAUAAAAAAGAAAAAAAUUUUUAAAAGACCGGGACCUCAAAAUAGCAGGUUUAUUCUUAGAAAUAUUUGAAGAAAAAAAGUGUUAUUUAUAGUCCAAAGAAACCAAAGACUUAGCUCACCUGCAUUCUGACUUUGUUUGGAGACACACACUUCAGCGGGGCAACGACUUGGCAAGAAAAAUGUUGAGCGGGAAACACCACUGGAUCUCACACCUUCAAUCUGUGAUCAUUGUCGCUGUGCUUGGCUGUUCAGUGGUUUGAAGCAUAGUGAUUUUGAGCCACUGAGUGGACAUCUUUUAAGAUCGGACUUUCUCAUCUGUUCUACCACGCCAUGAAGGUGUAUGUAGUCUCAGUACUGUGCGUGGGUACACACACGUGUGCACACACACACACACACACACACACACACACCACCAGUGGUUAGAGACUUAGGCAGGGCUGGUCUUCAGGAAGAGUUGUGCUGUGGGAGUGCGACCAACGUGGUAUGGGGUUGUCUGAGUUCAUGGGAUUAGGAGUGUGAUUUCGCUCGUCCAGCCUAACGUUUGAACCUGCCAGGCCCGCAACCUAAAUGCAGAUUCAAACCCAGCAAAGAAAAUUUGAAUGACACCUAAACCAGUGCAUUCUCUUUGUUUGUUAAGGAAUGUUCAGAUAUUUUUUAAGAAAUGAAACAAGAGUCCAUCCAUUAAAAAAAAAAAAAAUCACCUAGGUACCAAAGAACACACUUAAUAUUAUAGUGCAGGUAUUUUAUUGCAAUGAUUUUAAUAACCAAAGCUAUUUUUACACAAGAUACUAUGUAAAGUUAUAACGUAUGAACUGAUCUAGCUAUAAUACACAUGCCACGUAGAAUCAUGACUAUUAUUUAUGACUCUUGAAGCAUUUGAAAUAUGAGUUUUCAGAACUGGGCAAGAAAGAAUGUAGCUUCAGGGAAGCAAUUAAUAUCACGGCAGAGAGGUCGAUGCAGUACACAUGUACAUCCAGACAGCACACUCCUUUCCAGGAUCCAUAAACGCCACUUAAGUAGAGAGAUAGACAGGAUUUCAUAAUCUGUUCCUAGCUGAGAAAACCCAGGGAUCCUUCCAGAGUAGGACCCCAUUUGUACACUAGAAAACUAAGUUUAACAGGGUAGGUAACUAAAUUAAAAAAAUCUGUUCAACGUAAUGGUUUUUGGUAAGAGACUACUAAAUAAAGAACUCUAUACUUAGGUUAAUUUGACUUAAAUUUGCUUUAUGUAUUUGGCACCAAAUACCUUUUUAAAAUACA